GCCCAUCACUUCGUGAGCUCAACAAAGAAGAUACCCGUUGCUUUUUUUUCGCCCCUCUUUUUUUUUUUGGCGGUGGUCAUGAUGGUGGUCGAGUAGAUUUUGGUGUGCGGGGUCGACAACCUCACUUGGAGCAAAGGAGCUGAUCACAUUGCACGUCUUUACGUGGUCACGUACCCUCGAGGCAUUUGUACGCAGCGCUUACAGCUGCCUCUGAAUAAGGAAACGGCAAAACAUUUAUUCAGUCAUUCGCAGCUGUCACCCGAACUCAAAGGAAGUAAGCGCAAGAUGCCGAACACCCUUCGCGGGAUGCAGCGCACCCUCCAUGCGACUCGGACCGCAUCACAGUUCGGUUCUGCCAGGUUGCUGUCGGACCACGAAGACGACGAUGGCGACGACGACGACGAUGACAGCGACAGCGACGACGGCAACUACGUCACGACAGCAGAGUUCGAGAAGGUGAUGGGUUCGAAGAGAGGCAAGGAGACGGUGCAACUGAUCACCGCGACUGCUGCCAAAAGCGCCGCCAGGGUAGCUACGCGGCAGGCCUUGAAGUCCGUGCAGCAGCAGUUGGCAAUGGUGCCGCAGCAGCAGGCCGCGAAGACGCACAAAAGUGGCAAGGGGUCAGAGCGCGGCCCACGUAUGAGAUGCGCCAUCCUCGCCACUGGCGCAUUCGUGAAGUCGAACAGGUGGACGAAGGACAACGGGGAGCUCGUCCCCUAUACCCCAACCACCACCAACUGCCACGCCAAGAAGGCCGUUUACGAGUUGAUGCGCUAUGUGGGCAGCGUGGCCAUUUGGGACAAAGAUGUCCAAAGUGAGCGAACAUGAUAGUCCUGGGAGCAACAUUUUUUUUCCUUGUGCGUUCAAACAUGUCACGAGCCCGGCAGCCGACGUCAGGUGUACCCGCUCAACUGCAAGUCCCUGCGCGUUCGUAUGUUGACUCGUCUGUAUUUCAUAGAGCCACAAAGUGUUGAGGACGUUGCGCUAGAGUGCCAUCAUUGAUUUGCAACGCGAGGUGAGCACCCGCGGUUGGCGUUUUGUACAAGUCUCCCAAGAAAGUGACCAUAAAACAUAUGUCCGGUCAAUCACCAGCCGUGUGUAGCAUGGUC
Ectocarpus sp. CCAP 1310/34 is the source of this 1109-nucleotide messenger RNA. Lineage: Eukaryota; Phaeophyceae; Ectocarpales; Ectocarpaceae. The record is from the annotation of a GenBank genome assembly.